Molecule: messenger RNA, 2694 nt
Organism: Tripterygium wilfordii
Lineage: Eukaryota; Viridiplantae; Streptophyta; Magnoliopsida; Celastrales; Celastraceae
Product: probable serine/threonine-protein kinase At1g54610
Exons: 7
Coding region: 433-2115 (560 amino acids)
Biological process (GO): positive regulation of transcription elongation by RNA polymerase II; protein phosphorylation
Cellular component (GO): nucleus; cyclin-dependent protein kinase holoenzyme complex
Molecular function (GO): RNA polymerase II CTD heptapeptide repeat kinase activity; ATP binding; cyclin-dependent protein serine/threonine kinase activity
Source: RefSeq, a predicted model, not a curated record
GCAACGAGAAAUAAAUAGAUCCCCACUUUCUUUUUUCCUUCCACCAAACACUCCCAUUUUCUCUGCAUCCAAUCAACUAGAAAAUUUAAAAAAGAAAAAAUCAGUAAUUAUUUCACUGUUUUUCUUGUUUUGCAUUUGUGUAAUUGUGUAUGUGUUUGUUGGAGAUUUUUUUUCCCUUUUUAGUUUAAUUUUGUUCAGUGGUGUGGCCAACCUCAAAUCAUUACACACUGCUUUCUUUCCUUUCGUCUCUGAAAAGCUAGGUCACUCUCCUUCUCAAUUAGCAAACAAAUACACUCUUUCUCUAAUUACGCCAAUCGUUCCUUUUUCUUUAACUUUCCUGCAUUUUACGGUCCCGAAGAAGGAACCGCCAUUGUUAGCGUAUGCUGUGUUUGUUACUACUUUUGUUGAAAAUGUCGAGAUGAGGAGUGACCGAUGGGGUGCGUCUUUGGGAGACAGGUAUCGGCGAAGCCGGUAGUGAGGCAGGAGGAGUCAGAUGUGGUUGUUAGAGUUGGUAAGAAAGCGGAUACUGAUAGUGGUGAGGUGAGGAAUGGAGGAAAUCGGAGGGAGAGUGAGAAGGAGGAGGAGGCGGCGGUGGUGGAUGAGAGAAAUGUGCGGUCCAGGGGAGAGAGAAGGCGGUCUUCGAGGCCAAAUCCGAGGCUUAGCAACCCUCCAAAGCACGUUCAUGGUGAACAGGUUGCCGCUGGCUGGCCUUCGUGGCUCUCCGCCGUCGCUGGAGAAGCCAUCAAUGGAUGGACCCCCCGCCGGGCUGACACCUUUGAGAAGCUGGAUAAGAUUGGGCAAGGUACAUACAGUAAUGUGUACAAAGCUAGGGAUUCGUUGACCGGGAAAAUUGUUGCACUGAAGAAGGUUCGGUUUGACAAUUUAGAGCCUGAGAGUGUCAAGUUCAUGGCUAGGGAGAUUUUGAUUCUGCGGCGUUUGGAUCAUCUCAAUGUUGUCAAAUUGGAAGGUUUAGUGACUUCAAGGAUGUCAUGUAGCUUGUACCUUGUAUUUGAAUACAUGGAGCAUGAUCUGGCUGGACUUGCUGCGAGCCCAGGAAUUAAGUUCACCGAGCCUCAGGUCAAAUGUUACAUGCAUCAGCUCUUAUCUGGGCUUGAACACUGUCACAACCGCCAUGUGCUGCAUCGUGACAUUAAGGGGUCAAAUCUUCUUAUUGAUAAUGGUGUUCUUAAGAUAGCUGAUUUUGGAUUGGCAUCUUUUUUUGAUCCUAAUCACAAGCAGCCAAUGACUAGUAGAGUGGUCACCCUAUGGUAUCGACCCCCAGAGCUUCUUCUUGGUGCCACUGAUUAUGGCAUUGGUGUGGACCUUUGGAGUGCUGGUUGUAUACUGGCUGAGCUAUUGGCUGGAAAAGCUAUCAUGCCUGGUCGAACAGAGGUGGAGCAACUCCACAAGAUAUUUAAAUUAUGUGGAUCACCUUCUGAUGAGUAUUGGAAAAAGUCAAAAUUGCCGCAUGCAACCAUAUUUAAGCCCCAGCAAUCAUAUAAGAGAUGUAUAGCAGAAACUUUUAAAGAUUUCCCGCCAUCAUCAUUGCCACUAAUUGAAACCCUUCUUGCAAUUGACCCAGCAGAACGAGGAACUGCAACUGCUGCUCUGAGGAGCGAAUUUUUUACAACCAAGCCUUAUGCUUGUGAGCCUUCUAGUCUUCCAAAAUACCCCCCUAGCAAGGAGAUGGAUGCUAAAUUAAGGGAUGAAGAAGCAAGAAGGUUGAGAGCUGCUGGGAGGGCUAAUCCAGAUGGCAUAAAGAAAACCCGUCGUGAGAGACCUAUAAGGGCAAUUCCUGCUCCGGAGGCCAACGCAGAGCUUCAGGCCAAUCUUGAUAGGCGGCGUUUAAUAACACAUGCAAAUGCGAAGAGCAAAAGUGAGAAAUUCCCUCCACCGCACCAGGAUGGAGCUAUUGGCUACCCUCUGGGUUCUUCACAUCACAUUGAUCCGGUUUUUGAUCCCCCUGACGUCCCUUUCAGCUCCACAAACUUUGCAUAUGCUAAGGCACCUAUUCAAACUUGGUCAGGUCCUUUGGUGGGUGCUCCAAGGAAAAAGAAGCACACUGCAGGUGAUAGGCAUACUCAUUCAAGGUCUUCAAAGGACUCACAGGGAUGAAAAUUCUGCACUAGUUGAAGAUAAUGAACUGUUAUACUUUCUGGUAUUUGAUGAGAUUCUUGUAGAGGCUGCAAGCUAUUGCUCCUGUCUUCGGGGAAUCAUACCCGGGAAAAACCAGUUAAAUUGCACGGAGAGGUAAAAAGGUAAAAUAUCAUUGUAAGUCAAUUUUGCGAUCCCUUAAUUCUUUCUUUCUUUUCUUUUCUUUUUUGUCUUUUGUCAAUUGUGAGAAAGCUUCCCUAGUGUUGUAUAUGUUCGCCGUGUUGGAAAACUAUAUCUACAUUAAUGGAAAAAAAUUCAAUAAAUAUGUUUCACAUGUUUUUUCACUGAUUCUUCUCAUUUUUGCCUUUAAGGCCACCUACAUAUUCCAAACAUGUAAUGUCAUGAAGUGUCUUUGCCUUGUGUUUAAUUUUAAUUUCACAUGGCAAGCUUUCCUUACCCAUACACAUAGAAAGUGUUAUUGUUUUAUGUCAAAUUUGAUAUAAACGCUGGUGUUAGUCGUGCAUGAUUGAAAAUACUUUGUAUUUCAAAUUCAUGGCUGUAUAUGUUGCUUUAUUGAAGUUUAGACAUCGCCUGCUCUCA